AUGAUGAUCUUGCCCGUCUUUCUUUCAGUUGCGCUAUCGCAGGCGUUCGCGAACGCGGCGUCUUCUUCUGCCCAGACCUCCAACAUCACUGCUUCCAGUUGCGUUGAUCCAAGCGGCUACACGUCGUGUUUCAACAAGGCCAACGACGUCGCGCUCAACUGCUUCUCGGGCGCAGGAACCGACGAAACUGUGCAACAAUCCUGCGGCUGCGAGCUGUAUCUUGACGAAAUCCAAUGCGCGCUUGAAAGCUGUUGGAACCAGGUAUAUUCGUGCGAAUAUCAAGAACUGGCAUCGACGUUCCUGAUCAACUGUCCCUCCACCCCAAUCCCCUCCUUUCCUGCGCCGGAUGACGCCCCUAACCGAUGCUCGUGUAAUCUGGGAUACGUUAUACAAAACGCAACAGGCAGCUUCAACGCACCGUGCUCGACCGAAGCCACUCUGGAUGUAGAUCGGACAUUUGCAUGUACAUGCUGCAUGGAGUCUUCGGCCUGGACAUCCAUCUUUGAAAUCUGCCCCGACACGGAUCCAACCUUGAUCGGCUACAAUCGCAUCAACAAUGAGCUCGCCUAUUUCAACGAACCUUUCGAUCAGUGUGGCCAGUAUCUCGAGUCAUACAAUUGUGUCAAUGAUCUUAGCUUCACCCCAAUCGGCGACAUCCCUUUCUUGUCCAGUUUCCCUGCCACAACUGGGACUGCCACGCUGUCGAAUAUUGGUGGCAGCGUCACGACCCCGCCCCUUGGUGCCACUUACACCUGGACCGCAAAUGGGGUCCCCAGAACGAUCACGGCCGCCGACGCAAAGAAAACUGGAGCCAGCAAAGGUUCUUCGACAACAAAAGGCUCAGGAGCUGCUGCUACUUCUGGAAGCACCACUACCGGCUCUGGCAGUACUUCUUCUUCGAGCUCAGGGGCCUCGGGUAGCGCACAGAGUUCUUUGGGUAGUCACGCUUUGGUCAUUGGAGUCUCUUUGCUGGGGUUGGCGUUCUUGUGA
Messenger RNA from Capronia epimyces CBS 606.96, 990 nucleotides. RefSeq lists its product as uncharacterized. The coding region runs from base 1 to 990 and encodes 329 amino acids. Lineage: Eukaryota; Fungi; Ascomycota; Eurotiomycetes; Chaetothyriales; Herpotrichiellaceae. The record is from RefSeq and is a predicted model, not a curated record. The transcript has 3 exons.